Manihot esculenta (cassava) is the source of this 1177-nucleotide messenger RNA. Its product is annotated as probable carboxylesterase 18. The coding region runs from base 63 to 1067 and encodes 334 amino acids. The record is from RefSeq and is a predicted model, not a curated record. Lineage: Eukaryota; Viridiplantae; Streptophyta; Magnoliopsida; Malpighiales; Euphorbiaceae. The transcript has a single exon. Gene Ontology annotation, biological process: pollen tube growth. Gene Ontology annotation, molecular function: carboxylic ester hydrolase activity.
CCUUUCUGCAUAUAGAGUAUUCAUCUCCUGUUAUUAUCAACAAAAUCCAAAGAGAAGCGAAAAUGGCCCAAAACGAUGUUCCACAGUGGCCGGACCUCCCAUUCACUGUUAAGCUCUCCAUAUUGGCUUUCUCCUUCGUCUUCGACAUCACCCGUAACCGAAAUGGCACCGCCAACCGCUUUCUCAUGAGCUUCUUCGACAUCAGAACUUGUCCAUCUAAGAAACCCAAAAAUGGUGUCAAAACCACUGACAUCACUGUUGACAAAGCUCGAAAUCUCUGGUUCCGCCUCUACACCCCUACCAAAACCGGUGAUGGAACUGCGGCUUCUGGUUUGCCGGUUAUUUUCUACUUUCACGGAGGUGGUUUUGCCUUCUUGGCACCCAGUUCUUUACCUUAUGACAAAUUUUGCCGCCGCCUUGCUAGUGAACUAUCUGCCAUCAUUAUCUCCGUCAACUAUCGUCUGGCUCCAGAGCAUCGCUGCCCUUCUCAAUACGAAGAUGGUUUGGAUACUCUAAAAUUCAUCGACACCACAAAAAUUAAAGGUUUUUCAGGAAAUCUCAAACAGUGUUUUAUCGCUGGAGAUAGCGCAGGAGGCAACUUGGUGCAUCAUGUAGCAGUAAAAGCAAGCGAACAUGAAUUUUCCAAUCUAAAAUUAAUCGGAAACAUAUUGAUACAACCAUUUUUUGGAGGAGAAGAACGAACUGAAUCUGAGUUGAGGUUAACUAGAGCUCCACUUGUGAACAUGGAGCGUGCAGAUUGGAUGUGGAAGGCAUUCUUGCCGGAAGGUUCAAACCGUGACCAUCCGGCGGCGAAUGUUUUUGGGCCCAACUCGGUUGAUAUAUCGGGAGUUAAGUUACCGGCGACGAUCAUAUUUGUUGGAGGAUUUGAUCCUUUGCAGGACUGGCAAAAGAGAUACUAUAAAGGAUUGAAGAAAUCUGGAAAAGAAGCGAGUUUGGUCGAGCUUGCCAACGCGUUCCACUCAUUUUAUAAUUAUCCUCAGUUGCCGGAAUUUUCUUCGUUGAUGAAGGAGAUGAAGAAUUUUAUGCAAAAGCAAUUAGACAAAUAGAGAUAGUGAAUGUAAAUAUUCCAAUAACGUGUCUUUUAGAUUGCAAGAAGUUUUCAGAAUUUUUGAAUAAUUAAGUGUAUUUGAAUGUGUGGUAGUUGAAUUCUGCUUUA